Messenger RNA from Erythranthe guttata (spotted monkey flower), 661 nucleotides. The record is from RefSeq and is a predicted model, not a curated record. Lineage: Eukaryota; Viridiplantae; Streptophyta; Magnoliopsida; Lamiales; Phrymaceae.
AUACAGACACACAUCAUUACACACAGCAUAUGUAAUUUGAUUUUCAAACCAAAAUAAUUUAAAUUUUGUUUUUUUGAAGUGGUGCUGAGAAAAACAAGAACACUCAAUCUCUUGCUUUUAGCAAACAAAGGAAAGAUUUCUUUAGCUUUCAGAUAUCCUCUCCCCUUAUUUGUAAGUCUCUCUCUUCUUUUUAAUUUUUCCCCCAAACUUUUUUUUAUUUAUAAUUUCUGUCACAAAAGUCCAUUAGCUUUGCAUUCAAACACCGCCGCUGUGUUAAAGAUCGCUUUUUUAUUUUUAUUUUUUUUCCGUCUGGGUAAGAAGAAGAAAUAAAAAUACACUUUGGCGAAGAAUGGGGGAUCACUUUGUGUUGCUAGUCGACCGCUUGCUUACGGAAUCAACUUUAGAGGCUGCAAUCGAGAGCGUAAACUCGUUAAAGCGGGCCCCACCUCUGAUAAUCGAGGACACAGUUAUCGACUGUUCCUCCGAAGUUGACUGCGAAUUUAGUUUGGCUCCGAAGAAAUUGGUGGAGUGCAGAAUAUGCCAGGACGAAGAUAUGGAUACCAAGAUGGAGUCUCCUUGCUCGUGCUCCGGUAGCUUAAAGUAUGCUCACCGAAAAUGCGUACAAAGGUGGUGUAAUGAGAAAGGUGACACCAUGUGUGAA